AAUCUUUGUGAUUGUCAUGUGACAUAAACAAAAUGUCGACAUUUUCAGAAAGCCCCUUUUGUAAUGCUGAGUGAAUAAAAGUGGGUGAACAAUGGAUAAAAAGGAAAAUGAAGUGAAUGAAAAAGAAUUGUCAGCUUCAAAUGAUUAUUCAAAGUAUGGAAUCAAGGAUGUCCCGAAGUUUACGAAAACAACUGCUUUAGGAAAGACCAAAACAUUUGCUGGUCUUUUCCCAAAAGAGUGGCUGUUUGUGAUAGUUUCUAUAAUAAAUAUAACAACUGCCAUUGGACUCACACUGUACCGUAUGAUAGUUGUUGUACAAAGUGAGGAUUCAGAUUCUCCAGACUUCACUUUCACUCUGCUGCUCCUUAUCAAUGCAGUCUUCUGUUACUUCUAUGUUCUGCAUGGAGUACUUCGAGAGAGGGUCUUUGAGCUUUAUGCCUUUAUGGCAGCCAUUUUGGUAGUGACUUUGUACUGCCUCCUGGAAUAUUUUGUCUUCAACCCAUCACGACAGACAACUGUUAAACUAGUCAGAUUGAUCUUAGCCUGUCUGUUAGCACCACCAAACAUAUUUCUAGCUUUCAUAGUGUCCAAAAACUUUGGCUACUUGGAAUUCAGAAUUGUUGGAGCAUCUAAAGAACUUCAGAGACUCUAUGAACAAGCUGCAAUAUUUUCCUGUCUUCUCAAGUUUGAUUUACAAGCAACUAGUAGUAUUGUUAUCCUUGCACUUGAAGAUGGUACACAGGUAUCCACACUUGAAACAGUCUCUUUGGCUAUUGGACUCCCAUACUCUUUGAUGUGGUGUUUACUGGGCUGGUUAACAUUAAGAAGAGAGUUGAAAUAUGGAGCUAUAACUUUUGCUGUCCUAGGAUUCAUUAAACCUUGCUACUAUGUUUAUAAAAUUGUCCGGGAAUAUGUCAAACAACAAGACCCGGAUGUACCUACUACAGAUACAAUUGUCUACUCUAUCAUAGCUGCAGUUUCAAUUGGUCUUCUGGUCUGGGCCAUGUUGAUGAUAGAACUCUGGUUUGUUUAUAAAAACUUUAACAAAGGUUUAAAAAGCAAAGUUUUUACAACUAGAACAGCUACCAAUGACGUAAAUGAGACAUCUGGAUUAUUGAGGACUUCAAGAAGCUAGCAGAAGUCAAAAGUGUCAUCAUUUUCUGUUGUUUUGAACAAGAAACUUGUUGAGAAAAAUAGCCAUAACUUUGCCGGUGCUCAACUUAGUAUUUAUUUUAAUUCUAUUUUUGAUGUCUUUGCUUUUUUUUUUAAAAUAUUGUUGCAAUUUGUUUUAGUUUAAGAAUAAAAAAAAGUAUUAUUUUAACAGUUUAAUUUAUUUUUGAAAAAAGUAAUUUAUAAACAAAUGUUAUACUUGUUUUGUAUUAACCAUGUUAUAUAUAUUCUAGUAAAGACUUUACAAGUUCUCUUUCUGCUUAUACGUUGUAAAUGUAAAACUAAUUAUUUUUAUGUAGGCCUUCAUAUUUGAAAUGAAAGGGUAUUUUUAUUGUGGUAAUUUUAUACAUUUAUAUAAUAAAUUAUUGAGUAUAUGCUUGUUUUAAUGUAUCAGAUGUUUUUCUUUUUAACCUAGGUGGAAAAAAAUGUAGUGCAAUUGUUAGUUUAGCUUCCAUCAAUGUGACCAACAUUUUUCUGCUUUUUUAUCUGAAAGUAGUUUUUUUUAACCUGUUUUUUUUUCCCCUUUAUUUCAUUGCUUUCCUACAGAUUUUCUUAUUGUCAUGGAAACUGCUGCACUUAGAAAUAAUGUAGCCUACUUGAAUACUUAGGAAUAAAGUAUCUGAAUACUUAGGAAUAAAGUACUUGAAUACUUAGGAAUAAAGUACUUGAAUACUUUGGAAUAAAGUGCUUGAAUACUUAGGAAUAAAGUGCUUAAAUACUUAGGAACAAAGUACUUCAAUACUUAGGAAUAAAGUACUUGAAUUAAUCAUUCAGGUAUAUGUUAUUCAAUCUACUUAUUUAUGUAUUUAGUUUUUUUAUUUAACCAGUAAACAUUCAGAGUUGUAUGGCAGAUUGUUUUGCAUGUUGACUCUACUUCAAAAAUGUUUUAAGAUUCUACUUCAAUUGUCUAGUUCCUAAUUUCCUAGUUGACACACAUUGUCCUCCAUUAUCACUUUUAAAAAGCAAAUUCAAACAUUUCUUUGUUGUAAAAAAGAAAUUCAAACCUUGAUAUAUUCAAGAUUGUUGUUUAGAAGAAGUGAAACAUACACUGAAAUACCAUCAUAAGUGAUAUAGCUGACCUGUAAAUAGUUAAACAAUUUGAAUUGCCCAUUUAAUUUUGUUUUUUUAUUUCAAGGUUUGGCAGUAUUUAAAUGAUUUUUUUUUUAUUAAAGUAAAAUGUUAUAUUUUAUACAUAUUUCUUAAAACAUUUUAAUUAGAAUUUAAAGAAAUUUACCUAAUUUUCUUUUAUUCUUUUAUAAUUAAGCUACUUUAGUUAAUUAGUCAUUUUUUGAUAGAUUUAGCUAUUUUUUUGGUUCAUAUCAUUUUCUAGUCAGUCACAGUUUUGAAUUUCUGUUGAUAGCAAAAAAUCUAGCACAGUGGGAUUCUUGUAAUCACAUUCCACAUAAUUCACAUAGCUAAACAGCAGUGGAAAAAAGUUUAAAAAUUUCAUAGGACACAGCUUUGUGAUCAUGAUUGCUGAAAAUGUGUUUUUGUAACCUUCCCUUCUGUUGCAGGACAUCUAGGUGGUAGCCACAUUUUCAAUUCUCAUCCACAAUUAUUGAAGUUAAAAUUUGGCAACUCAAAAGUAGAAUCAUGAACCAAUUUUUAUUGUCUCAACACUGAGAUUAAAUAUCUCACUUUAAAAAUGAAAGCUUUUGCACUUAAGAUGCUUUGAAUGUUUCAUUUUUGGUUAAAAUAAAUAAUGUGGAUGAGAUGUCCAAGCACUGUAACAAUCUUGUAACACAGGGCAUGUUCAAGUAAUAAAAUCCACCUUUAAUGAUUGCAUCCCCAUAUGGUCCAAUAAAUAGUCUAAAAAUAAGGACCAUUUGUACACCAGAUUAUUAUAUCAGCAUCUAAAUCACAGGAUAUUUAAAAUAGUAGAUACAGCAUGAGUAAGGCUUACACUAAAACUGUGAUGUAAUUAAGAUUUUAUGUAAAUAUAAAACAACAUUGUAAUGUACAAUUUAUACUAGUCAAUGUUUACUUAUUCACCUAACAUGCAUUUCAUAGCCUUGCUUUUUAUUUGGUAGAGGUAAAAUUUUAUGAACAAAUAGUGCCUGACAUUGAGUGCAAUAAACAAGAUUAUGUUAUAAAAUACAAAUGAAUACAAUAUUCUAAAUGUCAUUCCACAAUUUCUUGAGUUUGUCUUUAAGGCAUUAUUUGUUUACAGCAAAAAAAACAACAUAUUGCUGUAAUCAUGAAACAAAUUUUGUUGAUAUUCUAAUUUUUAUUGAGAUACAACUAAUAUUAUAAAAUUUUUACAAACAUUUUCAUCUUAGGUCAUUGUGAUUUAUUAUGUAUACUUGAUGGGUCAGUUGUUUUUUAUAACAAUUAUUUACACAAAUAUUUUUUUUUAGCUUUUCUCUGUGUAUGCAUCAGUUUUUGCUUUAUUUUUUGAGAUUAUUUGUACAGAUUUGAAAUUUAAUAUUUGGAAUUUUUUUUUUAAAGAAACACAUCCGAAUGAACAUGUAUGAAUGUAAAGGAUGUAUGCUAUAUUCCUCGUAAACAGAGUGUUAAAACAAAAUAUAUUUAGCUUUGAAAACCUGUUCUUGUUAAUAUGUAGAAAUUAAUUACAACAAUGUACAAUCUUGUAGCUUGUGUAAUUGCCAGUGAUAGGAAUCUUAAAAUUUAUUCAAAUCCUGAUGAACCUGAUUUCCAUUAAAAAAAGAAACAAAUAACAAACAUCUAGGCUUUGUGAAAAAAAAACAAUAAAAAAAAAAAAAAAAAAAAAAAAAACAUAA
This is a messenger RNA of Biomphalaria glabrata, 3911 nucleotides long. RefSeq lists its product as uncharacterized. The transcript has 10 exons. Bases 92 to 1135 code for a protein of 347 amino acids. NCBI's taxonomy places the organism in Eukaryota, Metazoa, Mollusca, Gastropoda, Planorbidae. The record is from RefSeq and is a predicted model, not a curated record.